Oxyura jamaicensis (ruddy duck) is the source of this 1431-nucleotide messenger RNA. It is a transcript of the gene F13B, whose product is annotated as coagulation factor XIII B chain. The record is from RefSeq and is a predicted model, not a curated record. The transcript is spliced from 7 exons. Lineage: Eukaryota; Metazoa; Chordata; Aves; Anseriformes; Anatidae. The annotation marks the transcript as partial.
CCACCACCACUUCCUCCUCAUGCCCAUGUCAUCGCAGCUAGGAGAACAUAUCAUAAUGGUGACAAAGUUCGUAUACAGUGUCAAAGUAAAUUUGAAAUAAGAGGAUCUGAGGAAAUUCAGUGUGAAAAAGGAAAAUGGACAUCACCCCCUAUUUGUAUAGGAUCUAUAAAUAAACAGGAAUCUGAGCCAACAUCACUCGAGCUAGAUGCAGCAAUAAGGACAAGCAAAACGUAUCACAGUGAAGAAAUGAAAAUACAGCAGAGCUGUACCUCUCCACCAGUGAUUAAAAACGGUGUUCUUCUUAGCCCUCUAUUGCUUAGCUACAAAAAUGGUUCUUCAGUAGAAUACAGUUGCCAGCUUUACCAUUUUUUGGAUGGACCUAGCACUGUUUACUGCAAACAAGGAAACUGGACAGAACAGCCGACUUGCUUAGAUCCAUGCAUUCUUAAUGUAACUGCUAUAAACAAUAACAACAUAGAGUUAAAAUGGAGACGGGAAGAAUUAAUGUUCCUACAUGGUGACCUCAUAGAGUUUGAAUGUAAAGAGGGAUAUGAUUUUCCCCAGACUACCCUUCUGUCUCCUGGGAGGACGCAGUGUAACCACGGGAGACUGACAUACCCCAAAUGUGUCCUUAAAGCUCCUAUGGAAAAAUGUGACUCUCCACCUUCUAUUGCAAAUGGAGCUCUUACUCUCCCACCCCUUGCCCAGUAUGAGAGUGGUUCUUCAGUUCAGUAUAGUUGCUAUGACUAUCAUUUCUUGCAAGGAUCUGAGAGAAUCUACUGUUCUGCAGGCCAGUGGACUUCACCACCGGUUUGUAUAGAGCCAUGCACUUUGUCAAAAAAUGAAAUGGAGAAAAAUAACGUGCUGCUGGAAGGGUUUUAUGAGAACCAAGUUUACUUUUACCACGGGGAUUAUGUUGGAUUUUACUGCAAACAGAACCAUUUUGGAGAAGAAUCUGGUACAACUUUAUUUCAAGUGCAGUGUAAGAGAGGACAGCUAGAGUAUCCAAGAUGUGUCAAAAGAGGAAAAUAAGUGUGAACUUCAGGAACGUUCAGAGGAAAGGUAAGAAGUCUCCAAAGGACAUGGCUCAAGGGACAAGAAAAGGAGAAAGCAUUUGAAGAGAAUGCGUGUAAGGGAUGAAAACAUGUAAAAUAUAGAAAUAUGUGAGUUCCACUCAGUAGUUAAUAAUUAAUCUUAAAUAAAAAGUCAAGCAAACAGCUUUAUUUACUAUUUGAGAACAUGUCAACUAUUCAAAUGAUCCGCUGUAAGUACUUUGUAGGAUUCCUUUGAAACUUGCACGUUUGUACUCUUGGGGCUCUGGCCUGUGAGAAUGUUGCAUGGCUGAAGAUCCAGUGAAAAUUCAGGAAUACAGAAAAUGCUUGCCUCACGUUAAUUUUGCAAAAUAAACACAGAAAUGCACAGUGAUCUCCU